Molecule: messenger RNA, 723 nt
Organism: Penaeus monodon (black tiger shrimp)
Lineage: Eukaryota; Metazoa; Arthropoda; Malacostraca; Decapoda; Penaeidae
Product: integumentary mucin A.1-like
Exons: 3
Coding region: 1-723 (240 amino acids)
Source: RefSeq, a predicted model, not a curated record
AUGACCAACAACCACAAGUUGCCACCAACACGCGGGCCUAUCACAAGUGCCACAACACAGAUCGCAGUCAACUGUGCACCAACACCACAUAUCACUAACACGAACGCCGACAACUGUGCCACCACAACAUGUGUACCAAGAACCACCAAAACAGAACCGCCGACAACUGUGCCACCCAACGACCAAAUGUGCCACCAACAGAACGCCGACACUGUGCACACAACCAGCACAGUGCCUCCAACAACAGAACCGACAACUGUGCCACCAACACACAGAACCAACAACAGAACCGCGACAACUGGCCACCACACAGCACAAUGUGCCAACAACAGAACCGCCGACAACUGUGCCACCAACACAUGCCACCAAAAGAACCGCCGACAACUGUGCACAACCACCACAGCACAAAAACAGAACCGCAACGCCCCAACACAGAACGCCGACAACUGUGCCACCACAACACACAGUGCACCAACAACAGAACAGCGACACGACUGUGCCACCAACCACAAUCAAACAACAGACGCCACAACUGUGCACCAACACCACAGUGCACAACAACAAACGCGACAACUGUGCACCAACACACAGUGCCACCAACAACAGAAACAGCCGACAACUGGCAGAACCACAAGUGCCAAACAACAGAACGCGAAAACUGUGCACCAACACACUAAGUGCCACACACAGAACCCAUCAUACUGUCAACCAGCACGGCCAUAA